Molecule: messenger RNA, 1908 nt
Organism: Entamoeba invadens IP1
Lineage: Eukaryota; Evosea; Mastigamoebida; Endamoebidae
Product: serine-threonine protein kinase
Exons: 1
Biological process (GO): protein phosphorylation; signal transduction
Cellular component (GO): cytoplasm
Molecular function (GO): ATP binding; protein kinase activity
Source: RefSeq, a predicted model, not a curated record
GAGAUAUUGUUUAAAGUAGAAACCAUUACAAAUAUCUUCACGGCACUUUGUGAAUGGGAGAUGUUUGGGUUUGGACUUGUAGUGAAUGCGAUUCAACCACUUGAAAAGUACGGGAUAACUACCAUUGAGUCGUUGGAUAAAAUAUUGCUCAUCUUGAUGAAACGAGAAUAUCUGUUUGUUGGGUUUGAAGAAUGGUUUAAACUCUUUGGACUUGGGGAGAAACACCUUGCCUUUCUGGCGUAUGGAUACAUCUACUCGAAAAUCUUGUUUUCGCCGGAAAAGGUAGCUCCUGGGACUACCCAGUUUGAACCAAUUGAAGAUGUGCACGAGGACAGUUUUGAGGAACGAAGCGGCGACUCACCAAAGGACAGAAGUCGAUCGUUUGAUAAUAGCAAACACGAGUUGAGCGAAAAUGAAAAGGACUUUCUUCUGAAACGGUUGCAAAACAAACACCCCCUUUCGAUAUUUUUCAUUAAAACUGGCAUUAUACUACGGAAGGACCAAGACAAUGAGGCGAUUGAGAAUGUGUGGCCGUCGAGGUGUGAGAAUGGGAUUGCGGAGAUGAGUUGGGGGUAUUCAAGGUGCUUUGUAUCCCCGCAUGUUUUCAAUUACAUUGGGUCGUAUUUGAUAGUGAGAAGCUUAAAAAUCCCAUGGAUUGGGGAAACCACGAAUGUCUAUGAAAUAGAGGGGAACAUGAACACGCUCAUGCUCAAAAUGGAUUGGAGUCCGACGAGGCUGACAAUGAAAGCAAGAUAUAGUGCUUCCACUGCGAAGUUGUGUUUGUGGGCGAUUGGGAUAAUCACGGAGAUCAAGGGUAUGAUACAAACGAUAAUCGGCGACUUACCCGUCAUUCCCCCAAUUGCAGAGGUUGUGCUCUGUCCUAAAUGCCUUGAAGAUAAUCAUGCGGAGGUUGCGGAACUCUCUGCGUCGUUUUUUGUUGACCAACUUUCAUCGUUUGAAGAUAGCAUAGAGUUUAUAUCGAAUGGGGAAGAAGAAACGGAAAGACAUGUUGUUCCUGUAUGGAGUGUUGCGAUUGAUUUGCAGUGCAAAAAACUACUUGAUAUGUUCAGUACCUAUGCGAUAGACAGUUCAUUGCCGAAGAUCAAGAAAAACACGUUUUCGGCAUCCAAUUAUGCGAUGUAUGAAGCGAUUUAUGAGAACGAACCAUUUUCAAUGAAAAUAUUUAACUGCGAUUCGAAGAAUAACGGGAGAGACGUUGCUGGAGGACUUGGAGAGGUGAUAUUAAUGACUAUGAGAGAGUGUUACGUUGCAAACAGUUACGCCAACCAAAAUUUGGUGUUAAUCAAACACUUUGGGAUCUCGAAUUUGGCGCUCUUAGUCCAACCGUGUGAAACAACAUUAAGUCUGUAUGUCCACAACAUGGAGAACGUCACUUUAGAUUGGAAAACAAUUAUCGACUUUUUGACGAGCAUUUGCAAAGGGAUGAGCUACGCGCACAAGAAUUUGAUAAUUCACAGGAACUUGUCGACGUCGACGAUUGUAAUUUGCACCGUGAAUGGAGUGAAGACGGCAAUGGUUGCUGAUUUUGGGAUGUCGAUAUUAAAGAACAAACAGACGCUGUUUCCAUUUGAGGGGUGUGAUCCGGCAUAUACAGCGCCAGAGGUGUUAGCUGAAAAGGAGUGCAAACAAGAGUCAGAUGUGUAUUCGUUUGGGAUCAUUAUGUGGGAGUUGGCACAUCGACAAAAACCAUAUGAGAAACUGAAACAACCGAUAAAGAAUGCGAUCAUUAAUGGGGCGAGACCGACAAAUAACGCGAAAGUCCCACUGCAAGAGUACAACAAAAACAUGACGAAGUGUUGGAAUCAACAACCGUCAUGUAGACCGUCGUUUGAUUCACUUACGAAGGAAAUGGAGAAGAUGGCGGUCGAACUGACGAAGAAGAAAUAA